UCUAAAUAAAGAGGCUUGCAACGAGAGAAUCCGAGAGAGACAGCCUGAGCAUAUCUUAAAAAAACAGCUCUCUGGUGCUCUCCCUCGCGAGAAUUGUGAAACCUUAUUCAUGGUCUGAGUGUCUUAUUUUGUUAGGUUCAUAAGUAGAAUAAACCUGACAUGUUGAGCCGGAUUCCAACAUACCCGGAGGUCAGCGGUGGUGGAGGAGACGAAGCCCGUCGACGGCCGAAUUCAACAAGGAAUUCCUAGGUGGUGUAAAUUCCUCGCAAGGCAUUAAGGUUUCCUCGUCUGAUGAUCCCGGAUUGACGGAAUUCGAAGCAAGACAACUGGUUCAGAUUAUCAAAAGAGAUCAGAUGUAAAGUUCAGUUGUGUCUAUGAAGAAUGAGAGGUCAAUGGAUCCUCCAACAGCAUUUAAGAGAUUAGAAGCAACCGAACCCGUCUGUAAAAAGAUGAAGAUUGAUCAGUCUGUGAAUCAACAACAAUAUGUGUGUCCUGAAUUCAGCCAUGACUCUAAAAUUAAUGAAGUCCUGAACACAUUUAAAUCAAAUCUGAGAGAGAAGUUUCAGUGUUUGUAUCCAGGAACAUCAAAGCAGAGAAACUUAACACUACUGAACGAGAUCUACACAGAGCUCAACAUCACAGAGAUUAAAAGUGGAGGGGCAGAGGAGACACCAAUCAAAUGUAAUGACAUCUUUAAACCUUUACCUGAACAACACAAACACAUCAGAAGUGUGCUGACAAAGGGAGUCGCUGGCAUUGGAAAAACAGUCUCUGUACAGAAGUUCAUUCUGGACUGGGCUGAAGAGAAAGAGAAUCAGGACGUCCACCUCAUAUUUCCACUUCCUUUCAGAGAAAUCAAUUUGAUGAAGGACAAAACACUCAGUCUUUUAGAUCUUCUUCAUCUUUUCUUCCCAGAGACAAAAGAAAUAAAAAUCUUCAGUGAUAAAUAUAAAGUGUUGUUCAUCUUUGAUGGUUUGGAUGAGUGUCGUCUGCCUCUGUAUUUCCACAGCAGGGUAAGGUUCAGUGAAGUAAGUGAAUCAACCUCAGUGGAUGUGAUGCUGUCAAACCUCAUCAAGGGGAAUCUGUGUCCCUCUGCUCUCAUCUGGAUCACCUCCAGACCAGCAGCAGCUGAUCUCAUCCCCUCUGAGUGUGUUGAUCGAGUCACAGAGGUACGAGGCUUCAGUGAUCCACAGAAGGAGGAAUACUUCAGGAAAAUAAUCAGACAUAAGAGUUUGGCCAAGAAAAUCAUCUCACACCUGAAGUCAUCCAGAAGAAUCAACAUCAUGUGUCACAUCCCAGUGUUCUGCUGGAUUUCAGGCACUGUUCUAGAGAGAAUAUUGAGUGAAGCAAAAAGAAGAGAAAUCCCCAAGAAUCUCACUGAAAUGUACACACACUUCCUGAUCAAUCAGAAGGACUACGAGAAGAAUAAAGACAUGAUCUUCAAAAUGUGUAAACUGGCUUUUGAGCAGAUUAUGAAAGGCAAUCUGAUCUUCUAUGAUGAAGACUUGAGAGAGUGUGGCAUUGAUGUAUCAGAAGCAUCAGUGUAUUCAGGAUUGUGUACUCAGAUCUUCAGAGAGGAGUUUGGUUUGUGUCAGAGGAAAGUUUACAGCUUUUUUCAUCCGAGCAUUCAGGAACAUCUAGCAGCUCUAUAUGUGCACCUCACCUUUAUGGACAACAACAUAAGUGUGUUGACUGCAUUUAAAAUGAAUCAAAGUUGUAAGCCUUCAUUACCCAAUCUGUAUAAGAGAGCUAUAGAUGAGACUGUGAAGAGUAAAAAUGGACAUCUGGAUCUUUUUCUUCGUUUUUUUCUGGGUUUGUCACUGAAGUCGAAUCAGAAUCUCAUACCAAGUCUGAGGUUACUGACAUGCUACAACCAUCGGAUUAUUGAGAAAACAAUCAAAUACAUCAAAGAGAAGAUCAAGAAUAAUCUUUCACCAGAGAAAUCCAUCAAUCUGCUUCAGUGUGUGAAUGAACUUAGUGGUCCUUCAAUGCUGCAGGAUAUCCAAAAUUAUCUGACAUCUACAAUAUUAAGUAAAACCACACUCUCUUCACAUCAGUGGUCAGCUUUAGUUUCGGUGAUGCUGACAUCAAAACAGGAGCUAAAGAAGUUUAAUAUGGACAGAUUUGUUAAAGGAAGCAAAGCUGAACCACUGAAAGUUCUUAAGGAGCUGCUGCCUGUGAUUUGUGAAUUCAAAUCAGUUCAGUUGAGUCAAUGUAAUAUCACAGCUGAAGGCUGUGCUGCUCUGACUUCAGGUCUGAGAUCAAACCCAUCACACCUGAGAGAUCUGUAUCUGUCUGAGAAUAAUCUUGGAGAUUCAGGAGUGAAGAUGAUCUCUGAUGUACUGAAGAAUCCUCACUGUAAACUGCAGACACUUAAAAGGCACACAGCGAGAGUACAGAAACUACUAGUCUGUUCAAGCUCGCGCAAGUCCAGGCUGCUCUACGCACCAGAGGCCGAGGCUGCUGCAUCCUCCCCGGGCUUCUCGCGCAUGCUGCCUCAUGUUCCUCCAUCUCCCUCAGCUCUUCGCUGUAUUGUGGCUCAUAAAGGUAGCCACAAACAGUUGAGUCAUUGUUAUUUCACAGCUGAAGGUUGUGUUGCUCUGGCUUCAGCUCUGACAUCAAACCCAUCACACCUGAGAGAUCUGAAUCUGUCUAAUAAUAAUCUUGGAGAUUCAGGAAUUGAGCAUCUCUCUGAUCUACUGGAGCAUCCUGACUGUAAACUGGAGAAACUCUGGCUGAGGCGUUGUAAUAUCAAAGAUGAAGGUUGUGUUGCUCUGGCUUCAGCUCUGACAUCAAACCCAUCACAUCUGAGAGAUCUGAGUCUGUGUAAUAAUAAUCUUGGAGAUUUAGGAGUGAAGGUGAUCUCUGCUGUACUGGAGAAUCCUCAAUGUAAACUGGAGAUACUGACGUUAACAGGGUGUAAAAUCACAGAUGAAGGUUGUUUUGCUCUGACUUCAGCUCUGAAAUCAAACCCAUCACACCUUAGAGAACUGGAUUUGUCUGCGAAUAAUCUGAGAGUUUUAGGAAAAAAGAUGAUCUCUGAUCUGAGAAAUGAUUCAAAUUACAAAUUGGAAAAAAAAAGCCACAUCAGUCAACGCAAGCAAAAGAGACCUACAAAAAUGACAUCCUGAUCUCACAAUAUAUGUGUGUGUGUGUGAAAUAACAAUGAAAGCAACAUUAAUUCUGCUGCAGUCCUUUACCUGUGUGUCAUCUGUUGUUUCUCAAAGACGAGGGUUGGUUAGUCAUUUUUUUUCAUAGUACACAAUGUGUUCAUGUAUGCUUUAAUUGUAAUGCAUUUCUGUGUAUAAAAUUUGUGUUAACAUAUUUUUGCAUAAGAUUCAAGUUUAAAAAAAGUUUUUGUACAAUCAGCUAAAAGAAAAUAAAUGGGUCCAUUUCUGUUACAAAGAUUAUUACAAUUUAAAUCAUUUUAUCUUUU
Molecule: messenger RNA, 3436 nt
Organism: Paramisgurnus dabryanus
Lineage: Eukaryota; Metazoa; Chordata; Actinopteri; Cypriniformes; Cobitidae
Product: NLR family CARD domain-containing protein 3-like
Molecular function (GO): protein binding
Source: RefSeq, a predicted model, not a curated record